UCACAAUUAUCAUAUGCAAACAGUAUGGUGCCUGGGGAUCACUCACUCACUCCUUUAGACAUUCAAGGAUGUUAUCUUGAGAUGGAUCGUACUGGCUGAAAUGUUUAGUGACACCUGAAAGCUUUUUAACCAAGGAUAUAUUGGAUUAAUGCAUUGUCGUAUUGAGUAUUGUUUGUGCAUUUAAACUAUGAGGACUGUCUGAGCUUAAGUUAUUGGAGUGAAUUACAGGACACGGUUAAACAACACUUUUACUUGACCAUGUCUAUCACGGUACUUUUAAAGAAGAUAUAUAACCUACCAGGAAAAUAUGACCGUAAAGUGGAAUUGUCUUUCAGGGAUUUUACUCAUAAAACCAAGAUUUUAGGAUGUGAGAAUAUUGCCAUCUUCAACGAGCACUUCAGAUGGCCUUACUAUGGGAAAAUCGAGAGAGACGAGGUGUUGUCUAUCCGUGUGUACAACUCCAGUAAGAUGUUUAGCAACAGAUUACUGGGCAAGCUGGUGAUCAGCCUGCAGCAUGUAUUGAAUGUGGGACAGAUCCUCCUGCGUGAGCCCUUAACAGACGGUCAACUCUGCCUCACUGAUAUCUACAUAGAACUGGAGGUGAGGUAUAAUCCACUUCAGGGUGCUGCUGGUGGAUGGGACAGUGAGGAUUUCCUCAGGAUAGAGGAAGCUGAUGAUUCAGAGCUUGUCAUAAGAAAUUCAGGUUUUGCUGACCCAAGCUAUUCAGAAAGUCUGCGUCCUCAACAGCUGGACCGUGAGACCAGAUUGAUCGGUCGCAGCCUCUUGAAAAAUGAUAAUGAGAACGGAGAUGAAGACGACGAUAAUGACUACGAUGACGAUUUUGACUUGACAGACAUGGAAUGUGGCAAUGUGACAUUUACUCCUAUUCUGAGUCGUUGCAGGUGUUUGUCGAAACAUGAGCUGGCUAUCGCACCCAAGGUGAAGUCUUUCCAGGUAAAUGUAAAUGUAAUUGAGGCUCAGAAACUGUUAGGGGUGAACAUCAACCCAGCAGUGUAUGUGACUGUCGGAGAUGAGAAAAAACACACGGCUACUCAGAAAUCUACUAACUGUCCAUUUUACAAUGAGAAUUUCAUGUUUGAAUUCCAAGAGACACAGAAUGUGCUGUUUGAUAAAGUUAUUGAGAUUUCUGUUGUUCAUAAGAAAAUGCUUGCAUUUAUGAUGACCUUCAUAGGAACAUUUAAGAUUGACAUCAGCACAGUCUAUCAGCAACCAGAUCACCGUUUCUAUCAGAAAUGGGCUCCGCUUACUGACCCCAAAGACACCCGCGCAGGAAUUAAAGGCUAUGUGAAGUGUACUGUCAGUGUGGUGAUGAAGGGAGACCCCAUGGGCAUGGUCAGUCUGGCACCAGUUGGGAGCCAAAAUGAUGACAUUGAAAAGAAUCUUCUCUUGCCUAAGAGAAUGCCGUCGGAACGUCCUUGGGCGAAGUUUCUCCUGAGGAUAUACAAAGCCGAGGGUCUACCCAACAUGAAUUCUGGUUUCAUGGGGAAGAUGAUGAGAGACAAGAAGGUCUUUCUUGAUCCCUACGUUCAGGUUACAUUUGCCGGCCAAAAGGGAGAGACUUCAGUAGCAAACAACACUAAUGCUCCUGAGUGGAAUGAACAGAUAUCCUUUAUCGAGCAAUUUCCUCCUCUUGCUCGACGAAUCAAAAUCCAGAUCCUUGAUGAUGCAAACAUUGGAGAUGUGGCUGUGGCAACGCACUUCCUGGAUCUUCUUCAGGUCUCCAACCCCAACCGAAAUGGAUUCAACCCCACGUUUGGCCCAUCUUGGGUCAAUCUGUACGGCUCUCCUAAAAACUCCACAUUGAGAGACAUUCACAGGGAUCUUAAUGAAGGGUUGAGCGAGGGGAUCUUCUACAGGGGCAGAAUCCUGCUCUCGCUUUCUGUGGAAGUUUAUUCUUCCCCUACAUCUGUAGUGACGGACAGCAAGAGUGCCUCCAACGUGAAGGACGCCGUCAGCAAACUUAAGCUUAAACGCAAGAGCCGCAAGUCUAAAGGGAAGGCAAGCAAAGAAGCAGUGCCGAGUCAAAGUGGACCGGCUGAGGAAUCUGAGGACACUGCUGCCGAGGUACCAGCUGCUGUCACAGUAGAAGUGGAAGAAGUUCACCCUCUGCCUGAGAAUUUCACAGGAGAUAAAGAGGAAUUUUUGUUGUUUGCCUCUUUGUUUGAAGUAACAAUGAUAGAUCCUUCUAUUGGGUCCAAACCUGUCACUUUCGAGCUCUCCAUAGGGAAUUAUGGGAAAACUGCAGAUGUCAAGUCCAGCAAGAGUGGUAGUCAGGAGAAUUUAGCUGAUGACAGACAACCUCUGUUAGAAUCAGAGGAUGAGUUGGAAAAAGAAGAAGGCCCUCCGAACAAAUCCGUCACAGAUCCCAGGAAAGCACAGCCCACUGAAUAUGAUAGAUCAUUUAGCUGCAUUCCUCUUUUCCGGGAGAAACCGUGCAUUUACGUGUGGAGCUACUUUGAGGAUCACACCUUCAGAUUUCACAACUGUAACUGGUUGACCAAGAUGGCUGACCGACUGGAAUAUGGCAUUGACGAGGUAGAGAUGCUGUUGAAAAGACCCGGAUACAAAGCUAAAGAACGUUUGGUGGACGUUGUGAUGGAAUUCUUUUCCACUUGCAAGCAAUACAGUACGAACCUAGACAGAAAGAGAAAUCCUCGCCAAAACACCCUGGACAAGUGCCGUGUAAACCUCAUCAAAAGAAACAUAGCUAUGCUGGCCAAGCAGGCCCUCCGGGUGAAGAGAAAAACCACGAGGAAUACAGUUAAAGACAGGAUAGCAGAUUUGAAAAACAUCGCCAAGAGGAUUCGCUUCCUGACACAAGAACCUCAGAGCACUUUGCCUGAUGUGUUUCUGUGGAUGCUGAGUGGAGGCAAGCGAGUGGCCUAUGCCAGGAUCCCAGUGAACUCCAUUCUCUUCUCACUGGUGGAGGAGGAGAGGGGUAAAGACUGUGGGAAAAUUGCUACCGUUUACAUGAAGACCCCCGGAGGGCCAGUGGGAGAAAUAUUUGCCAAACUGGAAGUGUACAUGUGGCUUGGUAUCACAAAGUACUCUAAAAACUGUGUCACCAGCCUCCCAGCCGAUUUUAAACCCAUUUACGAGGUGGGCACAUCUGGUGCAGUGAUUCCUCGUAACAUGCCUCCCAUCAAAUUAGCAGUGGAAGACAGCCGUUAUUUCCAGUUACGUGCUCACAUGUAUCAAGCACGCGGCAUCAUCGCGGCUGAUGAUAACGGUCUGUCUGAUCCCUUCGCCAAGGUGGUGUUCUCUACUCAAUGUCAGGUCACACGGGUAAUGGAGGAAACUCUGUCCCCAACCUGGUCUGAGUUACUCCUGUAUAAUCAAGUUCUGCUGGAGGGCAGUAAGGACGACUAUAGAGACGAUCCACCUGUGGUCAUCAUCAACAUCUAUGACUACGACAAACUAGGUAGUCCGAAAGCCCUCGGACGGGCGUAUGCAAAACCAGAGCUGAAGUUCGUGGAGGAGCCGUAUAAGAAGCCCCAGCUACAGUUUUUUGAGAUUACGAAGGGCAAAAACAAAGCCGGUGAAAUCCUGGCUGCUUUCGAGUUAAUCGAACUGAAUUACGCUAGCUUUGGAGAGCCAUCUCUGCCAUUGGAUGUUGACCCCAAGGAACCAUGGUAUGAUAAAGAAGAACGCCAUUUUAUCAUUCCUGAAGGAGUUCGACCCGUGCUGAGGAGAUACAGAAUUGAGGUGCUGUACUGGGGUCUGAGGAGCCUGAAAAGGGUCAACCUUUUUGAGGUGGAGCAUCCUAAAGUGUUGAUGGAGUGUGCGGGCCAAAUGAUAGAGUCAGAGGAAAUUCAGAGCUACAAGUUGAAUCCUAACUUCAAUGAUGUGGUGAAACACUUUGAUGUUGAGCUUCCAGAGCUUGUCUACCUUCAUCCUCCUCUCACAAUCUUCGUAAUGGAGCAAAGAGCUUUUGGAAGGCUGGUCCUGGUCGGAACUCACGUAGUCCAAAACCUGGUACAAUUCGGUCCCAGAGACCAAGAUGAGUGGAAGGACGAAGAAGAAGAGCCAGAGGAGAAAAAGCCGCCAACAAAAAAGACCACUCCUCUAACCACAGUGAUCACCAUGGAUCUGGGAGGACUUCCUCUGAAGGACACCAAAAUCCCCAUCAACCCUCUUAACUUAUUCACAUCUCCAAUCAAAAAGGUUAGAAAGAAAGAUGAGGAGCUAGAGGAGGAGGAGCCUGAAAAGGAGGAGCUCGAUUGGUGGUCAAAGUAUUACGCAUCACUGGCUGAACUUGAAAAACAGGAGGAUGAAGAUGAUGACAUGGAAGAUGCACAUGAUGGAGAUGGUGGGACUUUGUCCAUGGCUGCAAUAGAGGCAGAUGCAGAUGAGAUUACGGUUGAGAUAGAGCCACCUGCUCCAAAGAGGAAGACUAUUGCCACUUUAAAGCUGUACAAGUCUGAGUUGGAAAAUGAAUUCAGUCAGUUCCAGGAUUGGUUGCACAUAUUUCCUAUCUACAAAGGCAAAUCCAUGGACGAUGAAGAGGAAGAUGAAAGUUCAAGAAAUAUGGGCAAAUAUAAGGGAUCAUUUCUUAUCUACCCCAUCAGUCCUGAAGAUGAAGAUGCAGAGUGUCAGAUCACAAAUGGCCUUCCCAAAAAUUCACCCAUCAAAGUCCUUUUGAGAGUUUAUGUAGUAAAAGCAACCAACCUAUCUCCUACAGACCCUAAUGGAAAAGCAGAUCCCUAUGUAGUGGUGAAAAUUGGCCCACAGCAAAUGGACAGCAAAGAUCGUUACAUUCCCAAACAACUCAACCCAGUGUUUGGAGAAGUGUUCGAGAUUACCUUGUCCUUUCCUUUGGAGACCGAGCUUGUGCUGCAGGUGUAUGACCAUGACCUAGUGGGCUCUGAUGACUUGAUCGGAGAAACCCGCGUGGACCUGGAAAAUCGCUUCUUCAGCCGCCACCGUGCCGGCUGCGGCCUGGCCCUUUAUUAUGACAAGGAUGGCUAUAACAAAUGGAGAGAUGCCAAGAAACCCACAGCAAUUUUAUCAGAGCUCUGUCGGAAAAAUGGGAUUCCAUCUCCGGAGUAUCGGGAAUCUGAAAUAAAAGUCCUUAACAAGAUAUUUAAAAUUCCCAAUGAGGCUUUUCCAGAAGAGUUGCUAAAGAAGAAUAAGAAGACCGAAGAAGAUUAUGAAGAGUUGGAUGAGCACAAAGCUCUCAGCGUUCUCCAUCGGUGGGGGGAAAUGAGAGAGUUUUGUGAGGGAGCGUGUCCUCUGGUACCCGAACAUGUGGAGGUCCGAUCGCUGCUCAAUGAGGAGAAGCCGGGUCUUCCUCAGGGUUAUGCUCACAUGUGGAUUGACAUGUUUCCUGUGGAUGUACCUGCACCACCCCCUAUUAAUAUCAAGCCCAGACUUCCAAUAAGUUAUGAGCUGCGUGUGAUCAUCUGGAACACUGAUGAUGUUGUACUUGAUGAUGUCAAUCCCUUUACUGGAGAACCAUCAAGUGACAUCUAUGUUAAAGGCUGGAUUAAAGGUCUGGAUGGUGAGAAACAGGAGACAGAUGUGCAUUUUAAUUCCCUAACCGGAGAGGGAAACUUCAACUGGCGCUUUGUCUUUCACUUCGACUAUCUACCAACGGAGAAGGAGAUCAUCUACAAGAAAAAAGAGUCCUUGUUCUCGAUUGAUGAGACUGAGUUUCGCCAACCCGCUGUUCUGACUCUGCAGGUCUGGGAUUAUGACCGCAUCGGUUCCAAUGAUUUUCUGGGUUCCAUAGAGUUGCGUCUCAGCGAUAUGGUCCGUGCGGCGAAAUCGUCAGGGCAAUGCAGUGUCCAAAUGGCCAAAGACAAGGCUAGCCCUCGCUUCUCCAUUUUCCGCAGUAAAAGGAUGAAAGGCUGGUGGCCGCUCAUCAAGCUGAAGAGCCUGGAGGACAUCGAGAGGGAGGAGAGAGAGGCAGAACAGGAGAAGAAAAGCAAGAAGAAGAAAAAGAAAUCGAGCAAGCGUGGCCAAAUGAAACCAGAAGAUCUGCAAUUUGUGGACAGUAGUGGGAACACCUUUCUGUUAAUGGGUAAAGUAGAAGCAGAGUUCCACUUAGUGACAGCUGAGGAAGCUGAGAAGAGCCCUGUGGGUAAAGCACGUAAAGAACCUGAACCACUGGAGAAACCAAACCGCCCCAAGACAUCCUUCAACUGGUUUGUGAACCCCAUGAAGACCUUUGUGUUCUUCAUCUGGAAGAAGUACAAAAAGUACAUCAUUGCUUUGGUCAUUCUGGUUAUUCUGGCCCUCUUCCUCUUCCUUAUUCUUUACACCAUGCCUACACACAUCAGCCAACUUAUUGUCAGCGGAUAACAAGAUGGAUAUUAAUGUACCGAUUUCCAGAACAAAUAAUACUAGCAAUAGUCUGAUGUGUGUACAUAGCCCAAAUUUUGUCUUUAACGGAAAAACAAAAGCAGUGAGACUUCAACAAUACAAGCAAUUGCUUUACAAACGAAUCAAUGUAUUAUAUUUCAAUGUAAUUUUAUGCUGCUGAUUUUUAUUACAUUCAUUUUAAUAUAGUUUAUAAUAUAUUCUUAUAUUUCUGUUUUUUUAAUGAAUUGAUGUGUAGCAACAA
Messenger RNA from Misgurnus anguillicaudatus (oriental weatherfish), 6586 nucleotides. It is a transcript of the gene fer1l4, whose product is annotated as fer-1 like family member 4. The record is from RefSeq and is a predicted model, not a curated record. Gene Ontology annotation, biological process: plasma membrane organization. NCBI's taxonomy places the organism in Eukaryota, Metazoa, Chordata, Actinopteri, Cypriniformes, Cobitidae. Gene Ontology annotation, cellular component: membrane.